UCCCGUUUCCGCCGCGGGCAGUGUGCCGGCCAGUGCCACCGGGAGGCGCGGUCGUCCUCCGCCCGCGCGCCGGGGGCCGGCCCUGCCGCCUGCGCCUUUUUCCCCGCGCUCACCGCGGCGGCGCGCGGCCACUAGCCAACCGCAGGGAGUGCGGUGGCUGCAGCGCCCUGUGCUCGGAAGAUGGUCCCCGCGGCUGGACAGCUCGCUCUGCUAGCGCUGGGUAUCCUGUUAGCUGUGUGCCAGGCUCUGGAGAACAGCACAUCCCCCCUGAGUGACUCUCCUGUGGCAGCUGCAGUGGUGUCUCAUUUCAACGAGUGCCCAGAUUCCCACACUCAGUUCUGCUUCCAUGGAACCUGCAGGUUUUUGGUGCAGGAGGAGAAGCCAGCAUGUGUCUGCCACUCUGGGUAUGUGGGUGCUCGCUGUGAGCAUGCAGACCUCCUGGCCGUGGUGGCUGCCAGCCAGAAGAAGCAGGCCAUCACUGCCUUGGUGGUGGUCUCCAUUGUGGCCCUGGCUGUCCUGAUUAUCACCUGUGUGCUGAUCCACUGCUGUCACGUCCGCAAGCACUGUGAGUGGUGCCGUGCCCUCGUCUGCAGACACGAGAAGCCCAGCGCCCUCCUGAAAGGAAGGACCGCUUGCUGCCACUCUGAGACAGUGGUCUGAAGAUCCCAGAGAUGGAAUCUGGCCAGGUGGCCUAUGGCAUCCCAGUGACAGAAAAACUUCUUGGGACAACACCCCCGACAGUGCCCAGGCACCGGGGACAUGCUGGCCAGCCUUCUCUCACCGCACAAUCGCCUGUGAAGCCUUCUGUCCUUUGCAGGCCUCCAAGACUGUGUGAUAACUCUGCCUGCUGGGCUUCCUCAGUACACCCUAGAGAGGAGGCCAGUAGACCACGUUUUAGACACGCUGAACAAGAACCUCAAAGGGCUGGCCGUCUAGCUAACCCACCCCGGACAUGUGUUUGGGGUGGUGUCUCCUGCCAGCCGUGGUUUCCAGGCUGUUUCUUCUCAAUGGGGCCGUCUGCCCCCAGCAGAGACUCCUUGGCUGAUGUACAAAAUGGACAAGGGGAAACGUCUCUUGUUGUAUGAAGACACUGUGGCCUCCCUGGCGCCUUGACAUCUCCUCAAGCUGUUGCCAGGAUGUGUGUCUUAUUUAUUAGAUGGAUAAAUGGUUUUAUUUUUAAUAUCUUAAGUUAAUGUCAGGCAUCCACAUUAAUGAUACAUAAGCAGUUGGCUGUGAAGUUACACCAAAUAGAGAUGUCCAGCCGCUUUGAUACAGCAAGACUGCAGGGAAGGGGGCCUCCCAGGAGCUGUAGAGACAGCGUUCAAAAGUGCACUCCGGUGGAAGCAAAACUCCUGUUUGCAGGUCGUGCCCUCUAAGAUACAAAGCGGGAAAGUCCCCCAGAAACACACUGUAGCAGAGUUAGCCAGGCCAGUGGCAUGGAGAGUCCCCCUGGCCAGGGCAAGAGCACGAGAGCCUGUGUGGACACCUAGGAGGACACGCAUGCCAAUGCCUGAGUAAGUGGAUUAACUUCCUCGUGAGCCCAGCUCCAGCUUUAGCAGCCAGCUGUGGGCCAAAUCCAUGAAGGGGACCAGUCCUGUUUUCCACGCUGUUGCCUUGGUUUCUGCUUUAUUUUUAGAAAGAGAAAUUUAACUUUCCUAUUUAUUUUCAAGCACUGGGAUAAAUAUCCCACUGUUGUUUUGCUUUGUUUUGUUUUGUUCCCUUUCAGAACAUUGGCAUUAUUAACAAAAUCGCUGCCAAGCCUCUCAACUCCACUCUGGAGAAGGAGACGUGUUCCCUGAGCUCCUGAGGAUGCUCUGACCCAUCCCCCCCCCAUCCCUGGGCUGCUCGGUACUGUCUGGAGACAGAAUGACAGUAAACACACAAAGCUGCUUACUGAAGAGGGCACUCUCUGACUCAGAAGUGUAAGCCCCGUCAGCCCUCCUCAGCCUCUCACAGGGCAUCAGGACAGGGACGUUUGACGAACCGAGUCAGUUUGGUUUCUAUCAGAAAGACUUACCUGUUCCUCAUUCUUCUCCCUUCUGCCUUUUCCUAUGGAAUUUUUCUUCUCAUAUGAUCUAGGCAUUGAUCUGACCUAGGUCUUAGCCCUGCACUCUUUGUUCACAAUGCCUGCAACCUCAAAAGAAGAAGCUGGGUCUGUUCAAUGCUGUCCUCUAACUACAUAGCUGACACAGCUCUAGGCAGAGGUCAUCGUUUUCAUUAUUUUAUUAUUAUUAUUUUGGUUUUGGUGUUUCGUUUGCUUCUUUUUGUGAGACAAGGUCUUGCUGUGUAGCUCAGGUUGGCCUUGAACUCAAGAUCUUCCUGCUGCAGCCUCCUGGGUUUUGGGCUUACAGGUGUACGCCACCAUGCCCCGCAGAGUUUUUCAAUCUUUAAAAGUAGGUUAAGUUUGCAUUCCUUGGUGUCAUUCAUGUGGGUCAAGGUCGAGUGUAGCCUGCUGCUCAGAGACCAAUCAACUGCACUGGACUUUAGACCUCUAUUGGCUCCCAGCAUUCUCAGCAGACCCUGCCUGAAGUCCUGCUCGUGGAGACCGACAUAAAUGGAGGUGUGGGGCUUGUUUUAGUUUAGUGCACACUGUUAUCUUCAGAUAGCAGGUCUUCUUCUGGUCUGUUGGUUGCUCCUGGACAUCUGACUUCUUUUAAGGAGCUUGAACUAAUAUCAAAAUAUUAACAGGAAUGUCCCAUCCUAAAGAUGUUACCAGGAAUUGCCAUCCAAGACCCAUGGGGGAAAUUAGGAAAAACACAUGAUGGUGGAGACAGAGGAUCCCAGGGAGGACCUCAGCCUGGUGUCUGAACAUUCAUUCCAGUCCUCAGGUCCAGCCUGUCACGGCAGCAGGUAGCCCUCCUGGUGCCCAUACACAAACGCAGCUGGCUCACACGCCCGCUAGAAGUGCCUUCCCAGUGAGGCCUUUUGCAAAACAAUGGGUCUGAACAGUCAGAAGCUGAGACUGGGUUGAGACAAGUCUGGCUGGACAUCGUCCCUGCCCCAGCAGAUGACAGCCCUGCUUUUUGGUAACUUUGAUUUUGGAAGUCAGACAAAUACUAUUUUCCUUCUUGGGCCAUCUCACAGCACAGAUACCCUUGGUUAGCCUACCAGUGCCCUCCUGUCAGUUCACACUGCUCUCCUGUCAACUCACACUGCACUCCUGUCAGCUCACACUGCACUCCUGUCAGCUCACACUGCACUCCCCACAGCACCCUCCUGUCAGCUCACACUGCACUCCUGUCAGCUCACACUGCACUCCUGUCAGCUCACACUGCAUUCCCCACAGCACCCUCCUGUCAGUUCACACUGCAUUCCUGUCAGUUCACACUGCAUUCCUGUCAGUUCACACCACACUCCUGUCAGCUCACACUGCACUCCUGUCGGCUCACACUGCACCCUCCUGUCAGUUCACACUGCACUCCUGUCAGCUCACACUGCACCCUCCUGUCAGUUCACACUGCACUCCUGUCAGCUCACACUGCACCCUCCUGUCAGUUCACACUGCACUCCUGUCAGCUCACACUGCACCCUCCUGUCAGUUCACACUGCACUCCUGUCAGCUCACACUGCACUCCCCACAGCACCCUCCUGUCAGUCCACAAUGUACUUCCUGGCCCUCUCUUGGUGUUCUAUGCAUCUAUAAAUAAGGAGUAGUCCUUAGUGACCACACAGGACAGUGGACAGCACAGCUGUUCCAGUGACUCGGGGGACUAUGAACAUCCCCAAUGAAUGAACUGAAAUUAAUUCUAGGAACAUCGAGAUGGCUCUGUGAGUAAACGUACUUACCAACAACCCUGAGGACCUGAGUUCAAUCCCUGGGACCCACAUGGUGGAAAGAGAGAAUUGUUCUACAUACAUGCUCUCUCUCUCUCUCUCUCUCUCUCUCUCUCUCUCUCUCUCUCUCUCUCUCUCUCUCUCUCUCACACACACACACACACACACACACACACAAAUUUUUAAAAAUAAAAUGAAUUUUAGAAAGGCCCACACACACCUCUAGUUGUGACUUUAAACACACCACAGGACACAUUUUCUCUGUGGAAAAAUACAAUGGUGACUCCAACCUGUAAGUUAGAUUCCAGGUGGACAUACACAGAACCAAGCCCAGAAAAAGGUGGGACUAGUCCAAGAUCCCUUUUCUCCCUUAAAAAGGGGAAGGGGGGCAGGAGGCAGAGUUCGUCCUGAGCACUCAACGCGUGUGAGGGAGGAGGCUGUGACUCUAGGUUUAGUUAGUGGAUUGUUCCCUUCAAGUAUAGAAAGUCACCUGGGGUCCCCAAACCAAGUUUCCUAGUGCCUGUGAGUCACUGGAUGGACCAGAAACAUUCUGACACUACAGGCCCAGUCCUCUGGUGAGUUCUAAGCCUGUCUCUCCCAGGACCAAGGGGAGGCCAUACAAAAUAACACAUGCAUUUUUGACAUAGGGUUUCACUCUAUAGCCCAGGCUAGCCUUGAACCCGUGAUUCCCCGGCCUCAGCCUCCAGGGUUACAGGUGUGUGCCACCACACCUGGCUUAUGUUUGUUUUUAGUGUUCUGGUGUAAGACUUAUUCCCUAAAACCAUUGUUUUGUCUCGAAGACAUAGUGUUGCACACACACAAAGUACUGAAAAGCAACUCCUCUCCAUAGUGUAAUAACUUUAUUAUAAGAGUCUGAUGCUGUUUUUAGAACUCAUCAUUCUGACUUCUGUAUAUGAUGCACUGAAGGUUAAUAUGUAAUGUUUUAAUUUAUUUUAUGUGGUAAGUUAAUUUUGGUUCUGUAAUGUAUUAAUGUGAUUAGAAGAUUUUUCCUUAAUAUCUGAAUUAUACUUAAAGAGUAGUGAAGAACAUAAGAUACUGUUGUGUUUUCCAGAAAUGUGUAUUGUUACUCAGUUGUAUUGUACCUUGUUGGGAAGGAUGAAGGAAUGAACUCUUUUAUUUCCUAAAUACCAAGACUGGAAUUUUCCUUUAAUGUGGCUAACCGAAGAUUUCUCUGAAAAGGUGAAUAAGAAAAAGUAGUAGGUAA
Mesocricetus auratus (golden hamster) is the source of this 4999-nucleotide messenger RNA. RefSeq names its product transforming growth factor alpha (gene Tgfa). The record is from RefSeq and is a predicted model, not a curated record. Lineage: Eukaryota; Metazoa; Chordata; Mammalia; Rodentia; Cricetidae. Gene Ontology annotation, biological process: epidermal growth factor receptor signaling pathway; positive regulation of mitotic nuclear division; positive regulation of cell population proliferation. The transcript has 6 exons. Bases 181 to 660 code for a protein of 159 amino acids.